AUGAGUGAGCCAUCACUGGACCUGAUGUCGGGACACGUGUCGGAGAGCGCCUCCAUGUGUGUGACGGGUGGGGGCGAGAGUGGGGUCGCCGGUGGGGCGCCAGUAGGGAUGGUGGGAGUGGUCGGCGGGACAGUUGGUUGGGUGGACCCCGUGUCAGAGCAAUUAAGUUCAGGAGACCAUCAAAAUGCCGCAAAUUCGUCACAAUUUGCCGAUCAUUACGCCUAUAAUCACGACUACAACUCACAGACAAACACUGAGACCAUAUAUAGCCAAUCGGUCGCCCAUGGAGUUAAUGUCGAGGCCAGUGAUAACCAAUACUAUCAAUAUUACGCCAAUUAUUAUCAACACUUUCAGCAUAAGAAUGAAUUACCGGUGUCUGAGACUGACUUCUCUCAGUCUGCGAGCACUGGCGCAGAGAACUCGAGACCCCGUCCUAUAGAUUUGAUUAACAAAGCGCUCGCAAGACAGCGAUCUGAUGACAAUAAGGGCUCAACAGAUGGUAACAGAGAUGAUGACGAAGAAGAGGGACAAAUCCCGUCGAGUCCGCGCCAUUUGGCCAAACGUGCCACCAAUGGAUCCCACACUCCACCCACUCCUGUCACCAAUUCUGGUCGUAAUUCACGGAACUAUUCGAGUAAAUCGAGAUCCCGUUCGCCACCAAAAGACGGUGCCCUCAGAUCGCGAUCCCGUUCCCGAUCUCGUAAGCGAUAUGUUUCGCGCUCCAGAUCUCGCUCUCGAAGGCGUCGACGCUCUCGUUCCCGAUCGCGAUCUCGAAGUCCAUACUUCGGACCAAUCAUUAAAGACUACCGAAGAGGUCGCAGAGGGUUUGUUAGAUAUCCGCGCGGUUUUCGCGACAGAAGUGUUCGUUCGUACGGCAGAGGAAAUCAUUCACAGUAUGGUUACGGAGGCUCUCGAAGACACGAGAGUCGAAGCCAAAGUCGUUCCGUUAGUCCUAAACGAAGACACGUCGAGAGCGAUAAGAGAGAUGAAACCAAUAAUGAAGAGAAAGCCGACGAUUCGAAGAAUUCUGAAACACUGAAGCCUUCGGACAUUAAGUCUAAUGAAAAGCGUUUGACUCAAAGCUUUUUGGCGAUGUUGGAGGAGAAGCAGAGUAAGUCGAAAAUGAUUCCCUUCGACACCAACAACGAGGCCAUCGAUGACGACAAUCGACAGCACGGUUUCGUCAAUACUUUCAAUUCUAUUCGUGAAAUGGAAGCAAAGAAACAUACUUUGAGUUAUGACUUGGAAAGGGAGGGCUGGCAAGUGAUCGACGACGCGAACAGUGAGUCCUCUCGUAAGAGACGCAACACUAAAGACGUUCAUAAAAGCGAAGACAAGUCUAAGCAUUUAGUGAGCAAAGAGAGUGUCGGACACGAAAAGACUGGCAAAGAAGUGAAAGACGAGUCAUCUUCUAGUGGUAACGAAACCUCUCAUAAAAAGAGAAAAUCCAAAAAACGGAGGAACAAAAAGAAAAGGAGUUCUUCGACAUCUAGUGAUUCCUCUGAUUCAGAAUCAGACCACGAAAAUGAAGACGAAGUGGAAGUUAGUGACAAGAAGUCCAAAAAGAAGAGGAAGAGUAGAAAGAAGAAGAAAAAAGUUGUUUCAAGUUCUUCGAGUUCUGAAGACGAGUCCACACAAAAGAAAAAGAGUAAAACCAAAAGAGCCGACACUUCGAGUGAUUCUGAGACCGAAGAUAAGCCUAAAGAAAACUCGUGUUUAACUCCCACUCAAAAGUUGUACGAAACCAACACUUUGGCUGAAAAAGUGGUUUCUGUAGAGAAGGACGAGACGGACACCAAAGCCAAAGACAAGAAGAAGAAGAAGCGAAAGCAAAAAGAUUACGAUUCGUCUGAUUCUGAUGUGGAGAAAGAGAAGAAGAAGAAGAAGAAAAAGAGACGAAAGAAGUCUUCAAAGAGACGUAAGCGGAGGUCGUCUUCGAGUUCUAGUAGUUCUGAUUCUUCAGAUACGAGUGAAUCCGAAGAUCGCAAAAAGAAGAGAAGAAAACACAAGAAAAAGAAGUCUAGAAAACAUAAAAAAGAUAAGAAAUUAUCGGAAAAUAAAGAGAAGACAAAAGUGAUGACUGAAGACAAGAAGAAAAUGAAAGACACGGAAAUAGAGUUCGUGACCGUCCUCUCAGUGGGCGAAACACCAGUUGAGCUAAAAUGGCCUAAAAAUUUGAUAAAAUACACGCAAUGCGAGCCAAGCAUUCAGUAUAGCAUUAGUCCGAAAGUAACUGUAAAUUCAGACGAUUUCAAGCAAACCAAAGAACCGAGAAAUAAAAUAGUAGAAGAAAUUGAAAGAAUACGACACUUUGGGAUCGAUAAUGAAAGUGAGAAUAAAGGCCAUGAGAAGUUGACCACAGAAUAUGAGAAGUUUAUGGAUGAAGUGAAUCCCAAUUAUGAAAGCCAUGCCAUAAGUGAAGAGUCGAAAGAUUUAGAGACAAAACUGAGAGAAAAAUUAGUCAAACAAUUGUACGAUAAAAAAGACGAUGAUUUCGAGGCCAUGACUCCAGCAGAGCGGAGAGCCAUUGAAAAGAAGAAAAAGAGUUAUCAUUCAUAUGUCGACGCGAGUGAUGACCACAGAAGACAUGAAGACCUCAAGUCUGCGCCAAUGAGUGCCUACUAUUCAGCAAAAGUCCAAAAGAGUUCUCCUCCUCCUGUCCACCGAAGCAGUGAAACCGAAAAAUAUGAAACAAAAAGCAGUAAAACAAACGAAACGGAAAGUUAUCACAAAAUGAAUGAAAUAAGUCUAAACAUUAGUGAACAGCGCUCUCAUAGCAGCCAUUCCUCUGAUAAACACAGUUCACAGAAGAGUAGUGAAGACAAGAAGAAGACAACGGCUAAAGAGCUGUUAGAACGCGUCAAACAAAGGAAGGACUCCAACAAAGACUCGAAAGAGACCACAGAUAAGGAUGACUCGCAUCGAAGCAAACGAUUGCCACAAACGGCGAAAAUACCGCCGAAUAAGAAAUGGUUGACGAGAUCUAAGACGGUUACGGCAAACGCAGACUCAACACAAAACACAUUUGUUUCGCAACCCAUGAAAUUAGACAUGAAUUUUGAUUACAACUGGUAUUACAAUUAUUAUAUGAGUUCCAUGUAUGCGUUGGGUCAGUACCCACAGGCGCCCGAUCCCACACUAUCGUCUGCCUAUUACGCCCAAUACUCGAUGGCCACCAGUAAUGACUACAAUCCCACUGAUUUGACUAAUUGGAUGACACAAAAGGGCUAUACUUUGGACUCAACUAAUUCUUGGAUUCCUAAUCAAAGUGCAGAGAAUGUCACUGAAAACUCCUCGAAGAGCCAGGAAUCACAAUCUUGUGUCGAAUCCUCGGCUUUGGAACUCAAUCCGACCCUCACUUCUGAUAGAAAUGAUUCAAACGAACAAAUGGUCGAUAAAAUAGUCACUAAUGAGGAAAACAAUGAUAUGAAAGAUAAGACCACUGAAGCAGACGGUCAACAAAACAUUGGAGUCUUAAUAUCGUCCACUCAGUCAGACAUGCCUUUUGAUUCUGAAUUGGGAUUGGAUUCUGAAUCUAAAGACCAAACGGACUCUUCAGAUAUGUCUCCAUUUUCAUUGACACAAAGUAAACAGAAGGUUAAGGUUCGAGUGAACGCCACUUCGCACAAUGACAUGGAUGUGUCCGAUGGAGACAGCCCUCCGCCACCACCACCUCCUCAACCGCGACCUUUAAUGACAACAAUGACUUCAUCAGACGAAUACACUCUACCCAAUGGACAGGUACUGCCCGCGGGAACCAAACAGAUUGUCGUCCAUCCCUACCAAACGGACGAUCCAAACAAAUUCACAGCCGAAUGGUAUUACAACGCAUACGAUGGACAACAGACACCAACCAACUCCUCUUAAGACCAAUCAUUUGGACUCUGAUUAACAUUUAUUUCUAUUUUAUUUAACUUAUCUCUGA
Messenger RNA from Oppiella nova, 3925 nucleotides. Lineage: Eukaryota; Metazoa; Arthropoda; Arachnida; Sarcoptiformes; Oppiidae. The record is from the annotation of a GenBank genome assembly.